GAAAUUUCCUAAGUUCCUGUGACCACAGUGUCUGGUGUAUAGGCUCCAAGCAGCCAGAUGUUUGAUUCUGAGUUUGGAGAAAGCAGAUGUGUGCUUUUGGAGCCUUUUAUUCUGUUCACUACCUUUGUGUUCCAGCUGUUAAGAGUGCUAUGGGAUGUCGUCAUUUUUUCCUGAACUUGAAAAAAUACCCCAAUUUAUGUGCCUUCCCAGUGUUAACGUAGGCUAACUUCUCUGUCUUUAUUUUUGGGAGAAGAUCUGGAAUAUAAUCUGACUAAACGCUCUCAGAAGUAUUUAGAGAGUCGAAGAAAGCCACUGUUAGAUAAGACGAAGGUCCCAAAGUCUGGGCAGUUCUUAAUAUUACUAAAUGCAAUUGCUGCUAAAUGUUAAAAUGUAGUACAGUACUUUGCAGAGGCAACUUUAAAGGAUGAGCUUGAGCAGAACCCAACCUGAUAAGUUUAGGCAACUGCCAAGAAGAAAUGAAUGUGUAAUUAACCAAAUAGUGUAUACAAGUCAUGGCUAAGCCUCCCUCUCGGGAGACAGAGCUUUGGGUGUCAAUCUCCUUUACUUGCUGCAAGUAAAUAAAACUACCUAAUAACAACCACGUCUUGAGUAGGACACCCCAGGCAGUGAACCCCUUGAGUUGGGUAACACCACAAUGCCAUCAGUUUGCCUGAAACUGUCAUUGGAAAUGGGAUGUGCACAUGCGUGUUUGUAUUCACACAGGCACAGAUCACACGGCAUCCGUUGGGCCUUCCCACACUGAGAGGAACAGGGCUCUACCUGGGAGCCCCUGAAGACCUCUGAUCAGGCUCAGAAGAUGGCUCUGGCUGUCAAGUUGAGAAGGGACUGCAGGUGAAAAAGGUGGUGGGAGAUGUCCCCAGGAGGCUGCUGUGGGGAUUCCGUGUUCCAUGGUUGGAUUGGCAAGCUUCCAUUGGGCACCACAGCAGGAGGAUACAGUGAAGGAGAGAAGGGAGACCGAGAUGCUGAAGUCACACAGCUCACUGAAGAGAGAACGCUAGAACGCCACAGACUGAGAGGCGAGGAGAAUAAGGGUGACCAUGAAACCCGUGAUCCCAGGAGGAAAGGGAAGAGCACAUUUCAAACCCUUGGGAAAGAAGUGUGCCUCACAGAUCCUUUGAUGUGUCCUGUCCCCAGUGCUGUUCACCGAGAGCCCCUCUGCUGUGAGUACCAGCCCAGAUUUGGGGGCCGCCUACCGGUGCCCAGGGCUGAGGCAGCACUACCUUACUGGGUCCCUCUGUCCCUGAGACCCCAAAAGCAGAUCCAAAAGAUGGUCCAGACUGAUAUCCCCAAAGCCACCAAGGCGUGCCCCUGCCCAGAUCACCACUCUGGGGGCUACCUCCCGAUGCCUAGGGAUCAGGCUGUGAUGCCCUACUGGGUGCCCCGGGUCCUGAGGUCUUGCAAGAAGAUCCAAAAUAUGGUCCAGUCUGAUACCCCCAAAGUCACCAAGGCGUGCCCCUGCCCAGAUCACCACUCUGGGGGCUAUCUCCCGGUGCCUAGGGAUCAGGCUGUGAUGCCCUACUGGGUGCCCCGGGUCCUGAGGUCUUGCAAGAAGGUGGUGAAAAGGCAGCAGAGUUUUAAAAGCAUUAAAGAAUCCCCCCUGGACUCACACUCCUGGCACCACCGCUGGCGGAUCUGCUGCAGCAGACACCUCCUCCUCAAGUGGCUGCAGCUCCAGGCCCUUCACCAGGAAGGGCAGCUGGCCCCGGAGAGGAGAGUGAUCCCCCAGCCCUCCUUCCUGCCUCUCUGCCUCAGCUUCCUGGCCUUCCUCCAGGCUGUCUUGAGGGCCAUCUCGUUCAUUCGCCAUUUUUGGGGGGUUUGAAGCUGGAAUCUUCAGCUAGUAUCAAGAACAUCAACAAAAAUGUCAAUCAUAAUCAAGGUCUUUAAUGAAAGUUGUUAAAUCAGGAGGAGUCUGUGAUAGCCACUCUUUUCACAGAUCACAUAAUUCACACCCAAGAUUCAAUCCAAGUUAUUUCUCAUGGGGGGAUUCUUGGUUGUACAGAGUUGCUGUGAAUGCGGGUGAGAUUCUGUUAUAAAUGUAAUCAAUAAAUGUUAUUUGU
Messenger RNA from Myotis lucifugus (little brown bat), 2078 nucleotides. RefSeq names its product chromosome unknown C16orf95 homolog (gene CUNH16orf95). The record is from RefSeq and is a predicted model, not a curated record. NCBI's taxonomy places the organism in Eukaryota, Metazoa, Chordata, Mammalia, Chiroptera, Vespertilionidae. The transcript has 10 exons. Bases 872 to 1840 code for a protein of 322 amino acids.